CUCCCCGCUCCGCAACGGCCCGGGGACGGGGACAGGGAUGCGGACGGGGUGCAAUUGCACGAGCAUCUCCCCCCCCCACCAAUGCGCUGCCUGCCCGGGGCCGCGUGGUCCCCGCAUGGGAGCCCACGGCGCGGUGAAGCCCCACGCGCCGCAUCCCCGGCAUCGCCCAAGGCAGGACGCCCUGCCGCCAGCUCCCUGCCGAGCCCUCCUACGGCCCCCCGGGACCCAGCCCCCCCCGCACCCGCCGGGCCCCCCCAACACGUGCCACCCGCGCGGUGUGGGGAGCCGGGGCUGCCGCGGGCCGCCGGUGACCCGGAAAGGGCCGCGCUGCGGAGGGCGCUCGCGACGGGCCCCGUGCCCGGCGCUGCCCGGCAGCCUCCCCCGGCGCAGAUUGUUCGUGCCGGCGCUCCCACGGUGCCGGGCCGUGGGAACCAGCCGUGCGGCCGGACCCCCCCGCCCCGGCAGGGUUUAUAUCGCCGGCGGCCGGCGCAGCGCGGCACAGCACAGCACGGCACGGCACGGCACUGCUCGGCUCGGCUCGGCUCGGCUCGGCUCGGCUCGGCUCCCAGCAGCACCAUGCCCGGCGGGCGCGCGAUCCUCCUGCUGCUCCUGGCCCUGCCGCCCCCCGCGACGGCCCAGCCGCAGGGCGCUGGGGGCCGGGGCGCUGCCCCCGCAGCCACCCCCCCGCCGCCGCUGCCACGCCGGGCCCCCCACGGGCGCUGGCCCCCCGCCGCCACCGCGGUGCCGGGCAAGGCGGGCGAGUGCCCGGCGGGGAGCAGGGGGCUGCCGCGGCCCCCCCGGCUCUACUGCCUCUCCGACCACAGCUGCCCCGGCGCCGAGAAGUGCUGCGACACCGGGCAGAGCAGGAGCUGCCUCCUCCCCGCCGCAGCGAGCCCGGGCUACUGCCCCGCCGCGGGCAGCGCCGGCGCGGACGCCUGCGGGACGAGCUGCCGCAACGACACCGCCUGCGGCCCCGGGCAGAAGUGCUGCGGCCUCGGCUGCUGCCCCCGCUGCGUGCCAGCGCAGCCAGCCAAGCCCGGCGUCUGCCCGAGGCGGCGAGCCCCGCGGAGCGGCACCGCCUGCGCCAACCGCUGCGACGACGACCGCGGCUGCCCCGGCGCCCACAAGUGCUGCUUCUCCGGCUGCGGCCUGGCGUGCACCCCCCCGUCCGCAGCGAAGCCCGGCGCCUGCCCCGCGGUGCUGCGCGGCUCCCUGGGACCCUGCGCCGAGCUGUGCCACACCGACGGCGACUGCCCCGGCGCCGCCAAGUGCUGCCCCACCGGCUGCGGCCGCACCUGCAAGCCGCCCACCGAGGCGCGGCCCGGGCUCUGCCCCGGUGUCACCGCCGCCUCCGCCACCGCCCCGGCCGGGGGGUGCCCGGCGCUGUGCUGGGAGGACCGGGACUGCCCCCCCGGGCAGAAGUGCUGCCUGCUGGAGUGCGGUCGCGCCUGCGUCGCCCCGCGCCGCGGCUCAGCCUAGCCCUGCCCGGGGAGGGCUGCACCGGGAGCCGACCUGGCCCGGCCUCGCGCGCCCGCAGCGGCCCCCAGCCGAGCCCCCCCGGCCGUGCGCAGCCCCCGCCGGCACCGUGCUCCCGGCAGCCUGGGGGCUGGGGGGGACCGUCCCGCCCGUGCACCGCCCCGGGGGCCCCGCUCUGCUUAGAAGCACCAAAAUAAAUAAAGCAGCAUGUGGCAACGUC
Dromaius novaehollandiae (emu) is the source of this 1696-nucleotide messenger RNA. RefSeq names its product WAP four-disulfide core domain 3 (gene WFDC3). Lineage: Eukaryota; Metazoa; Chordata; Aves; Casuariiformes; Dromaiidae. Gene Ontology annotation, cellular component: extracellular region. The coding region runs from base 82 to 1479 and encodes 465 amino acids. The transcript has 6 exons. The record is from RefSeq and is a predicted model, not a curated record. Gene Ontology annotation, molecular function: serine-type endopeptidase inhibitor activity.